This is a messenger RNA of Diachasma alloeum, 2966 nucleotides long. RefSeq names its product dynamin-1-like protein (gene Drp1). Gene Ontology annotation, cellular component: mitochondrion; cytoplasm; membrane. The coding region runs from base 398 to 2623 and encodes 741 amino acids. The record is from RefSeq and is a predicted model, not a curated record. Gene Ontology annotation, molecular function: GTP binding; microtubule binding; GTPase activity. Gene Ontology annotation, biological process: mitochondrial fission. The transcript is spliced from 4 exons. Lineage: Eukaryota; Metazoa; Arthropoda; Insecta; Hymenoptera; Braconidae.
UAAACCGCGAUGUUUUCGGACAAUGGAAAAGACCGUUGGAGUAAGGUGGGUGACGAUGGUGGAUUAUUUUGAUUACCGGAAAACACCUCGACCCGACGCGGAAAUAAGCCGUGGAAAUUAAUCGCCACUGGAGCACCUGGUCAGCCUACACAAUCACCGUACACAUUCAUCAGUAAAAUUGGAGUAACGAGUCAAUUGUAACGACGAAUUGAUUGUCACUUGACCCGCGAUCAAGUGCGCGCAUACCCACAUCUAUACGUAGUAUUACCUACAUACGUAUAUAAUCGUACAUUCCUCUGACUGAUAGAAUCACAAAUAGGGUGAAAAAUCCAGUGUCGUUGCCCGUACUAACCCAUUUCAACACUCGUAAUACCUUCGAUACCCACGAAUUUUCACAAUGGAGGCUCUCAUACCAGUGAUCAACAAACUCCAGGAUGUUUUUAAUACAAUUGGAGCUGAUGUUAUUCAAUUGCCGCAAAUUGUCGUUCUCGGCACACAGAGCUCCGGCAAAUCAUCGGUAAUCGAGAGCCUCGUGGGUCGUUCUUUCUUGCCCCGGGGUACAGGUAUCGUCACCAGACGUCCAUUAGUGCUCCAACUCGUCUACACACCUAAAGACGAUCGCGAGCAUCGCACAGCUGAGGAUGGAACCCUGGAUGUUGACGAAUGGGGGGUCUUUCUUCACGCUAAAAAUCGUAUAUUCAAAAAUUUCGAUGAUAUUCGUAGGGAAAUUGAAGCUGAGACUGAUCGUAUGGCUGGUGGUAACAAGGGCAUCUGCCCUGAGCCCAUUAAUCUGAAAAUUUACUCGUCAACAGUUGUUAAUUUAACCCUAAUCGAUCUCCCUGGGAUAACAAAAGUACCAGUGGGUGAUCAGCCUGAGGAUAUAGAGGCACAAAUUCGUACUUUGGUUUUGAAAUAUAUUUGCAAUCCAAACUCGAUUAUUCUAGCUGUUGUCACUGCCAAUACAGAUAUGGCGACGAGUGAGAGUUUGAAGUUGAGUAAGGAUGUUGAUCCUGAUGGCAGAAGAACACUGGCUGUCGUCACGAAGAUGGAUCUGAUGGAUGCUGGCACAGAUGCCAUUGACAUUCUCUGUGGAAGGGUUAUUCCAGUGAAACUGGGGAUUAUUGGCGUUGUUAAUCGCUCUCAACAGGACAUAAUGAAUAACAAAACUAUUCAGGAGGCUCUGAAGGACGAGGCAGCAUUUCUACAACGGAAAUAUCCGACUCUAGCCAGCAGAAAUGGCACUCCAUACCUCGCGAAGACCCUCAAUCGUUUGUUAAUGCAUCACAUAAGGGAUUGCCUCCCUGAGCUCAAGACCAGGGUCAACGUCAUGGUCUCACAGUACCAGAUUCUCCUGAAUUCUUACGGUGAAGAUGUCUCGGACAAGAGUCAGACUCUCCUCCAGAUAAUAACGAAAUUCGCGAGUUCUUAUUGCUCGACUAUCGAGGGAACUGCGAGGAAUAUCGAGACUACUGAGCUCUGCGGAGGUGCCAGGAUCUGCUACAUAUUUCAUGAGACAUUUGGACGAGCAUUGGACUCGAUCCAUCCCCUCGCAGGACUGACUAAAAUGGAUAUUCUUACUGCGAUUAGAAAUGCCACAGGACCAAGACCUGCUUUAUUUGUCCCUGAAGUGUCGUUCGAGCUUCUGGUUAAGAGACAGAUUCGAAGGCUGGAGGAGCCCUCGUUGAGGUGUGUUGAGCUAGUCCACGAGGAGAUGCAGGGGAUUAUUCAGCAUUGCGGCACAGAGGUGCACCAGGAGAUGCUGAGAUUUCCAAAAUUGUAUGAGAGAAUUGUCGAUGUUGUCACGCAUCUCCUUCGCAGACGACUGCCAACUACCAAUUCAAUGGUGGAGAAUCUCGUGGCUAUUGAGCUUGCAUACAUCAACACCAAGCAUCCAGAUUUUCACAAAGAUGCGGCGUUGGUCUCUUCGUUACUUAAAAAUACUAAUGUCGAUAAUGCUAAUCGUGGAAAGGGCCAUGUGUCGAGUCACAUGUCUGUCGGCUCGGCUAAUGGAGUUGUUGUGGCUAAUCAUGAGUCUCAUGGGAAGAAUGUCAAUGCCAAAGACGAUUUCACAGUAUUCAAUGAUCAGGGUAAGGAGCAGAAUCAGAAUCACUGGUUGUUGAGCAAUUUGUUGCCGCAGGGGAAGUCUGACUCGGCGAGCACAGCUGAGAGCUCACCUGUGAGGAAUCGAGAGGGGGCGACUUCUCCUUAUCCCAAUAAUUUUGGGAGUAAUGCUGUUGGUCUUGAGCAGUUGACCACACCGACACAGCAGAAACCGGUUAAUUUGUUGUCCGAAGUGCCCAUGCAGACUAGCAGGAAACUCAGUGAUCGAGAACAGCGGGAUUGUGAUGUCAUUGAGAGGCUCAUCAAAUCGUACUUCUAUAUCGUUCGCAAAUCAAUACAAGACAGUGUACCAAAAGCUGUGAUGCAUUUCCUCGUGAAUUACGUGAAAGAUAAUUUGCAGAGUGAACUUGUUACGCACUUGUACAAAUCUGAUCAAGCAGAAGCACUGUUAAAUGAAAGUGAGCACAUUGCAGUGAGGCGCAAGGAGGCUGCGGAUAUGCUCAAGGCACUCACACAGGCUGGUCACAUUAUAAGUGAAAUAAGGGAGACACACAUGUGGUAAUAGAGAGAUGUCAGUGUCGACGUGUGCUGCCACUUUGCUGCUAGUCAUGGGCUAGGUAUUAUCAUGAAACACACAAAAUAAUGACACUUUCUGCAAACUUUAAGUAAGACUUGAGAUUAAUAAUAAAUCAAUUGAAAAGCAAAAUGCAAAUGCAAAUUUAUCUGUUUGCACUUAUGUUGUUGAAUUUGGCAGGUAUUUUGUUUUUAGUGAUCAUGGAUAAGAUCAAGAACAAGAACAAGUAUAUAUUUUCAAGUGUAUUUGCUUCUUUUCUUCUGUUUUUACAUUUUGUUUUAUGAUGAAAGAAAAUUCAAAUGAUGAAGAAUAAAAAAAAGUGAACACUACA